Messenger RNA from Mesorhabditis spiculigera, 1695 nucleotides. NCBI's taxonomy places the organism in Eukaryota, Metazoa, Nematoda, Chromadorea, Rhabditida, Rhabditidae. The record is from the annotation of a GenBank genome assembly.
AUGAAGCUCAAGCCGGCCCACACGCUUUACGACACCCGAUGGCUACACGGGAUCGAGCAAUUUCGAGGAAAUCCGGACCCGGCCGUUCAAGCAGCUCCCGCUGCCAAGAAUUUUGAUCCAUUCGCCCUUCUAGAAGAAACCGUCACGUGCACGGCGUGUCGAUGUGCCCUGGAGGAGACGGACCGGGACGAGGUUUUGCAACACUACAAGAGUGAUUGGCAUCGGAAGAAUGUGCUUCGCGUAUCGCACGGCAAGCCUCCACUUUCCGAGGAGCAAUUUGACGAUGAAUUCGCAGAGGAAGAUGCUUCGUCCGAGUCUUCUGAUAGUGAUGAAGAAGAGGUAUUUAUGGAUCGACUCCUCGGCUCAACUUACGAAUAUUUUGUUCAGGAUGGAGAGGUGUUUUCCGUCUAUAAAUGCAUCGUGCCGCCCGGCGAAGAGUUGGACAUCAGCCUCUUCCGGAAGACGAUCGACUGCGCCAUUUUUAUGCUGGCUGGCGGGCACUUUGCGGGCGCGGUUUAUAAAAGAGGCCAAAUGAUUCACCACAAGACGAUCCACCGGUACACCGUCAGGGCCAAGCAGGGCGGCUCGCAAAAAGCGCAGGACGCUCGAGGGGGUACUGCCCAUUCGGCCGGUUCUGCUUUGAGGAGAUAUAACGAGCGCACUCUAUGUCAAGAGAUCCAGAGAUUGAUCAAGGAAUGGUCUUCAACACUAUCUGAGACUCCGCUCAUCUUCAUUCGCUGCAGCAGUUUCCACCGGGACGCUUUCUUCGGCGAAAAUCUCUUCAGUUCGAAAGAUCCGAGAAUGAGAACCCUCCCGUUUCAAACGAUCCGCCCCGGCCUCGACGAGAUCAAACGCGUCUACGCCUUGUUGGCGUCUAUUUUUGCUCACGGGCCAGAGGAAGAAUUUAUUCUCAAGCUCAAAAACAGCCGAGAGAAGACGCGGCAAGUGCUGACCAAAAAGCGAAAGGAGCAGGGAAUCGUGGCGAUCGCGGACAGUGACGAAGAAGAGAAGGCCGCUGAAGAAGCUGCAAAAUUGAGGCAAGAAAAGGCCGAGCGCAAGAAGAUCGAGACCAUCGCCGAAAAAGAAGAGCGAGAAGCGUUGGACCCGUUUGCGGAUAUCGACAAGUUAUGGCGUGCUUCUUUAUACACUGGCGUUCGCAACGACGAUGCAGAGCAACUACAGACAUUCCUCGAUGCCGGCGUCUUUCCAUCGAUGAAAAACGAGAAGGGGGAAGUGCCGUUUGAUGUUUCUGCCGACAAGUCUGUGCGAAACCUGUUCAUGGCGUUCCGCAACAAACAGGCCGAGGCCAACGAGAAGCUCGACUGGCGGUCAACACAUAUCCCGAUGCCGACGGCAAAGGCCGAAAAGGAUGAGGCACAGCUGGAGAUUGAGCGAGAGAAGAAGAGGGUGAAAAAGGAGCGACAACGGGAACGGCAAAAGGUGAAAAAGGCCGAGGAAAAGGUCGAAGCUGCCGAGAAGGCUGCUCAAGCCGAAUGGCUGUCGCUGUCAGACCGAGAGAGACGAGCUCGAGCCGCUGAGGCCCGGAUGGCCAAGCUGGAGCCGAAGCGGGGCCCGAGAUGCUAUCAGUGCGGCGGUGUGAUGCCUGCGAAGCCGUUCAACUACUCCAAUUUCGAGUUCUGCGCGCCAGCGUGUGUGGCGCUGCACCGGAAUUCACAACCGGCCGCCAAAAACAUA